AUGGCUCUGUACCUGGCCGGCGAGUCCGUCCCCGGAGACUGCAGAGACGCGCUCGGGACUGCCUACUACCCCUCUUUCCACCCUCCCGCCCAGUACUUCGAAGCGGCCCCCGGCUUCUUCCAGCCCCUAAAAUCCCUGGGCGAGAUGCUCCCCACCUCCCCGCCUCUGCCCCAGUACAGCUUCAGCACGGCCCCCACUUUCCUGAGCCAGCCGCCCCCCCUGCCCGCUGAGCCCUUUCCCGGCCUCCCUUUGCCCCACUACGCCAAGCCGGAGGACCCCAUCUCUCCCAGGGAAGACUCUCUCGCCGUGGCAUGGGCCCCUGGCUCGCCGCCACCUCUCUACUUGAACCCCCCGCACAUAGCUGCCCACAGCCCGGAGGCCGGAGCGCCGGAGGGAGAGAGCCACAGGUACCACUUCACCGAGGAGGAGCUCAACGCGGUGCUGUACGGGGUGUUCCGGAGCAAUCAGCUGGCCGGGAGCAUCCACGCCAUCUCGGGGCCCCGGCUGCCCUCCGUUAGCACGGGUGCUGCGCAGUCCUCCUAUGCCCCGCCGCUCUACAGGGACUCCCUGCAGCUGCCCGAAGGCCUCUCGGUGCUGCAGGUGGAAUACGGGGACUUGUCCCAGGUCGGAGUCUUCUGCACGGACCCUAUCCCCAAAGGAGUCCGCUUCGGCCCUUUCCAAGGCAAAGUGGUCAGCAUCAGCGAGAUCAAGAUUUACGACGACAACUCGCUGAUGUGGGAGAUCUUUGAAUGCGAUCGCCUGAGCCACUUCAUAGACGGAAAAGGCUCCUCUGGCAACUGGAUGUCUCUGGUGAACUGUGCCAGGUACCCCGAGGAGCAGAACUUGACAGCUAUCCAGUGCGAGGGGCAAAUAUUCUACGAGAGCUGCAAGGAAAUCUUGCCGCAGCAGGAGCUGCUGGUGUGGUACGGAGAUUGCUACGUGCAGUUCCUGGGCAUCCCGAUCAGCCUGAAAGACGGGGAGGAGGGGAAGAAGCACCCGGAGGACUCCGAAGAAGCCGGGGAAAGCUUUAAGUGCGACCGCUGUGGCAAGGUUUUUGCCUACAAGUACUACCGGGACAAGCACCUCAAGUACACCCGCUGUGUGGACAAGGGGGACCGCAAAUUUCCUUGUAACCUCUGCAACAGAUCCUUUGAAAAAAGAGACAGGCUGAGGAUCCAUGUUCUCCACGUUCAUGAAAAACACCGACCUCACAAGUGCUCAGAGUGUGGAAAGUGCUUUUCUCAGUCAUCCAGCCUGAGCAAACACAUGAGGGUUCACUCUGGGGAGCGCCCCUACAAAUGUGUGUACUGCAACAAGGCGUUCACGGCAUCCAGCAUCCUGCGCACUCACAUCCGCCAGCACUCAGGGGAGAAGCCCUUCAAGUGCAAGUACUGCGGCAAAGUCUUUGCCUCACAUGCAGCCCACGACAGCCAUGUGAGGCGCAUGCACAGCAAGGAGUGCACUUGUCCUGUGUGCGGUGAGCACUUCCUGGAGCAGGAUCAUUACCAAGUCCACCUGAAGAUGCAUGAUGCUUAUUAG
Molecule: messenger RNA, 1539 nt
Organism: Melopsittacus undulatus (budgerigar)
Lineage: Eukaryota; Metazoa; Chordata; Aves; Psittaciformes; Psittaculidae
Gene: PRDM14
Product: PR/SET domain 14
Exons: 7
Coding region: 1-1539 (512 amino acids)
Biological process (GO): regulation of transcription by RNA polymerase II
Cellular component (GO): nucleus
Molecular function (GO): RNA polymerase II transcription regulatory region sequence-specific DNA binding; protein binding
Source: RefSeq, a predicted model, not a curated record